AUGACAAGCCUUUCGAGGUUUAGUGGCUGCCCUCUCUCCUGCGUCAACCCCGGAGAGAGCAAUACUGAACCCAGCGUGGUGCUGCCACCUUUGGCAGGGGAGCACAUGGGACACCCCACUGGCACUUCUUUAAAACUCUGCCUCACGCGCAAUUUGCGAGACUACCCCGAGACGAGGUCCAGUGCAUAUGUUGACCACUCGGUGGCUACUUUUUCAGACCCUGGAUACCCAAGCCACCGGCUCGAGCACAGCCCUCGGGGCAUCCUCAUUGGAGCCAAUCUCUCUGGAGCCGGCAUGCCACCCGUCACUGAUCAACUGGCACCACGAGCUAACCAACAUGGCGGUGUUGAAAGGUACCGUGACUUUACCGGUGUCAGGGACAACCGGAGCCAUGCUUUUUUCUCCAGCUACCAGGAACAGGCCCACGGCUCUACUGACGGGACUCAGAUGAUGCUUGGUCUACCUGGAGACAUCCUUACGCGGACACACCCCUACGGUCAGAGCCUCAGCCCCAAGGGCAACAGUCAGCAGCUUGUCACCCAGUUUCUGGGGCUUUACAAGCCCUUAAACAUGGCCAUCCAGCGCGGGACAAGCGAUGCUUUCUUCAGGUGCUCCAAGCAGAACGUCAAACACGAGUUGCUGUGCAAGUGGACAAACAACCACGAAGGAGCUGGAAAAGUGCCAUGCUCCAGAGCAUUCGGCAGCAUGUAUGAGCUCGUGACCCAUGUGACCGUGGAGCACGUCGGCGGACCUGAGCACUCUGAGUACGUGUGCUACUGGGUUGACUGCCCGAGAGACAGGAAGCCGUUCAAAGCCAAAUACAAGCUCGUGAACCAUGUCAGAGUUCACACUGGGGAGAAGCCCUUUCCGUGCCCGUUUCAUGGCUGUGAGAAAGUGUUUGCUCGUUCAGAAAAUCUGAAGAUCCACAAGAGAACGCACACAGGUGAAAAGCCCUUUAAAUGUGAGUUCGAGGGCUGCAGUCGGAGGUUUGCCAACAGCAGCGACCGAAAGAAACACUCUCACGUCCACUCCAGCGACAAGCCUUACGUGUGUAAGGUCAGAGGCUGUGACAAGUGCUACACACACCCCAGCUCUCUGCGGAAACAUAUGAAGCUCCACUGCAACAAGCCUCCUCAAAAAGGCACCGAAGCGCGCUUAGGAGACGAGGGCCACAUGCCAGAGACCAGGUCAAACCGUGCACGGGAGGCAGCUCAGACCAUCCCGCUGCACACCCCCACCAGCCAGGAUUUGCCCCUGUACACAGACAGUCGCGACGAGCACAGCCUGAGGUCACGGCUACAUCACUCAUUUGACAGUGGCGUAGACUACUCCGCGCACAGAGCUGGGCCUCUGCUGGAGCCACUGCUGCAGCGAGGCUCCUACAGGACACAACACGGACAGCCAAGUGGACAGGCCCCGCACGCCUUCACUCAGAGCUCGAGGACUUUCUCCACUUCUCCCUUUCAGAAGAGUCUAGUGAACGGCUGGUACACUUGUCACAGUGGCGUCGAUUCCUUUCCAUCAAAGCAAUGUAACAUUCCGUCAAUGUGA
Boleophthalmus pectinirostris (great blue-spotted mudskipper) is the source of this 1551-nucleotide messenger RNA. RefSeq names its product zic family member 6 (gene zic6). The transcript is spliced from 2 exons. Gene Ontology annotation, cellular component: nucleus. Gene Ontology annotation, biological process: regulation of transcription by RNA polymerase II; central nervous system development. Gene Ontology annotation, molecular function: RNA polymerase II cis-regulatory region sequence-specific DNA binding; DNA-binding transcription factor activity, RNA polymerase II-specific. NCBI's taxonomy places the organism in Eukaryota, Metazoa, Chordata, Actinopteri, Gobiiformes, Gobiidae. Bases 1 to 1551 code for a protein of 516 amino acids. The record is from RefSeq and is a predicted model, not a curated record.